This is a messenger RNA of Hibiscus syriacus, 592 nucleotides long. RefSeq names its product anther-specific protein LAT52-like. The record is from RefSeq and is a predicted model, not a curated record. The transcript has 2 exons. Lineage: Eukaryota; Viridiplantae; Streptophyta; Magnoliopsida; Malvales; Malvaceae. Bases 4 to 552 code for a protein of 182 amino acids.
GAAAUGACAGAAGCUUGUAUGAUCGCCCUUGUUUCCUUAGCAAUUUGCAUAUCAUCCUCGUUCAAUUUUGCCUAUGCGACAGAUGCAGCUGCGCCUGGCGCAGCUGAAUCAAACAAGUUCAAAGUCGUAGGUCACGUAUACUGUGACACUUGUCGUGUUGAAUUUGAGACCAAGAUCAGCCAACCCAUAAGUGGAGCGGUAGUGAAGCUGGAAUGCAGGAACCGUACCGAUGGAGCCGUCACCUUUCAGAGCCCGGAAAUAACGACGACACAAUCGGGAGACUACAGAAUCCAUGUGGAAGGAGAUUACGAGGAUUCAGACUGCCACGUCACAUUGGUGAAGAGUUCUAGGCCGGAUUGUAGUGAUCUGACGGAAGACUGGAGAAAAGCCAGGGUUGUUCUCACCUCGCUUGCCGGUGUCAGCGGCGACAUUCGGUUUGCGAACAAUCUUGGGUUCAAGAAGAAGGAAGCUGUCCCUGAGUGUAAGAAAGUUCUUACGGAGUUGGGAUAUUAUGAGCUUCAGGAUGAACUUGGACACGAAGUAGUCCCCUGAACACAACACUGAGGGGAAACUAUAUUAUGAAUUUUCACUA